AAGCACUACAAAUGUAAUGAGGGCAGACGACAGUGUGCCCUCUAUAGCUUUAGUUUUUGACCCAAUAGCAGAGCAACUGCCCUUCUUUUGAGCCUUUAGAACUGUUUUUUACAUUGACCCAAAAGAUGCCACGAUCUCCAUUUGAAAUUUUAAACGUACAAGAGAAGCCCUUUAAAGAUCGUGGUUUUGGAUGUGUUUUAGUGAGGAAUCAGUCGGUAAUGAUGGACUCCCAGAAAACAGCUUUAGUGACAUCUUUUGAAAUAGCAAAGGAAGAGCAAGAUGAACGUGCCUUUCAGGAAGAGGAAAACAAUGAUCCCAGUGGCUCUGAGGACGAUGUCGGGGAAGGAGAGUCUUCCAGAUCUGAAAAGCGAGGGAUGAAAAGGCCUCUAAGGAAUUCUCAUGAAACAGAUGAGGAAGAUAUGGGGGAUGUCCAAAGUAUCCUGGAAAGAUUUAAAGCUGAUAUUAGCAAGAUUGUUUGUGCAAAGAGAAAAAGACUGGAAGUGGACACUAAAGCUUUGCUCCAAGUGACUACCCAGAAACUUGAACAGAUUUGGCAAACGGAGAAAGAGCAGAGGAAUAUGAUCCAAAAAGACUAUUCCCAGCACUUUCUGACAAUAUUUAAGCAAUGGGAUAAGGAUAUUCAGAAAGCUGAAGAAUGCAAAGAAAAAUUAGGUAAGCUGAUUUAUGAACAACAAAAAGUUUGCCAGCAAUUAAGAUUGAUUCAGAGCCAAAGGCUGAAUACAAUUAAGCAGAUAUGUGAACAAUUUUCAAAGGUUAAUGAAGAAAUGGAAAAGAAAAAUGAAAUCGUUUUAAUAAAAUCACAAAAUGAAAUUGAAAAAGAAUUUCUUGCACAACGAAGCAAGAUUAGAUUGGACAGUAGAGAGUAAAAGAUGGGAAGUUUCCUCAUUUGCCUCCAGUCCGUGUAAUUUUGAAUGCUCUGAGAAGAAAGAACUUAUACCUAAGUAAUGUGAUAUAACUGUAACCAUUAGCUAAGGGAAUUUUAAGUUGUUGCUGUGCUUUAAAAACUUUCAAGUUCCUAAACCUGAAGUUUUAAAUAGGUAGUUAAUGAAAUGCUUGAAUCUGUAUCAUAGAGUCCACCGGUGUAAACAAAAGAAUGUAUUAUGUAUAUACACAUCUGAACUGGGUACUUUCACUUAAAUAUUACUAACAUUGUAAAAAUGACAAAUGUUUUGGUAUUUGGUGAAUAUUUUUUCAACCUGAACAGUGAAAAAGCCUACUUGGUGCCAAUAAAAAUUUGGUCGAUUUUA
Ornithorhynchus anatinus (platypus) is the source of this 1268-nucleotide messenger RNA. RefSeq names its product synaptonemal complex protein 3. The coding region runs from base 126 to 887 and encodes 253 amino acids. The record is from RefSeq and is a predicted model, not a curated record. The transcript has 9 exons. Gene Ontology annotation, biological process: spermatid development; meiotic cell cycle. Gene Ontology annotation, cellular component: synaptonemal complex. Lineage: Eukaryota; Metazoa; Chordata; Mammalia; Monotremata; Ornithorhynchidae.